GUUUGACUAAAGGUUCAAUCUGUAACUUUUUAGUUCAAGUUAUGUUUUUUUUUUUAUCGCUGCCACUGAUAUCAACAGAAAUGAUAUGGGAGACUAAAAUGCAUCAAAAUGAGUGGUAAGUGCAUUUGAAUAAACUACCAGGUUUAUCCAUUAUGUCAGGCGAGCUCCUAAAAGAGCCACUCAUCUGGAUUUGUGUUUCAUGUGUGACCCACCAAAAUAAAAGUCUCGGGGAUAGCUGCUACGUGAAAACCACAAAAUGAGGCUCUCCGUGGCCUGACAGUCAUGUGAAAUGCUAAAAUCCCUCUUUAACAUAAAAGCAUGGUGGUUUAAAAGCGACUACGCAUGUGGCUGAUAGUAGACUGUGUAUUCUGUUGUUGCUCCUGCAGUGUCAGCAAGGUAAAAUAGUCCCGCUCCAGUAUUAUGAUGAUCUACUAUACUGCAGCUGCAGUGUGGAGGAACUGUACUGCUGCUGAGCACAUCAUCUUCAAGCCCACAACAUGAGGUAACAAGUUGUCCGCACUACAUGCUGUCCACCUGGGGCUUCUCUACCUACAGCAGCCUGUUGAAAUACGCAGCCUUUGCUCACUGGUGCUCUAUAAUGUUGCAUUUAAUUACAGCUGAAGUAAAAAAGAACUGUUUGUGUGAUACAGAGGGGAAGGCUUGUGCAUUUUUCUCGACAAAAAGUGCAGUCGAAAUCGAGAGGUUUUGCAUUAGUGCAGGAGAGCGGGAUUGAUUCUCUACGUGCCUUAAUCGCACCUGUACUACCCUGACAGAAUCAACUCAAGUGCUCGAGUAAAAUCGUAUUUAACCAGGCCCGCAUGAUCAAUGCUGGCCCUGCAACAGCCGAGAGAAAGACAUGAAAGAAGAAUAGUCUGUCUCCUCCGGCUGGCUUGCCUGCUUGCUGAAAACACAGCGAGUAUAGCCCAUUUGAUGGAGAAGUGGUGUUGCAGAGAGGGGGGAAUGCUGCUGCGGUAAACCCGGGGAUGGAAUAAUCUGGUAAAAAGGGGGGAAACCACGCAGGACAGAAUAACUGUGCGUGGUCUUGAUCCGCUGAAAAGACAUCGAGCCUGUCUAGCGUGUGUGUGCGUAUGUGUGUGUGAGUGCUAUUUAAAAAGUUAGGAGAUCAUGGUGCCGUGGUGAUGCAGGGGGGGCUUAUUGUGUGUCUGUGCGCUGCGCGUCCCCAAACCCUGGGCUCGCCGAUAGUAGCUGCACAGAAUAAGUUGUUCCCCCUCCCAGCGCCUCUGCAUGAUCCACUCGCUGCAUAAAUAUGAUUGCAGAUCUAUCACCAGUACAACAAACAAACGAAUAACGCACACACACUCACACACACUAUGUCUCACACACUCACGCACGCACAACGCCGGUUCACAGCGAAUCGGAGGAGUAGGUAUAAUGGUGAUGAGCUUACCACUUGGAUUCUUGUUUUUCUUAAGACUCUUGCCACAAAGACACUGCAGCAUAUGCGUUCCUUUGCUGAAAAUGUUCCAAAGAAACCACAUUGAUUUGGGCGAAGAGCAAUCCAGUGGCUUAAACACCCAGAUAUAGAUGAGAUCCUUGCGGUUGCAUAAUAACACAAUUGGAUCAGUUCUCCAGGACAAGGCUACCAAUUGUAUCAUAGAAAAAUAGGUAUAUCCAAGUCCUAUGCGUUUUCAUUCACGUGGCAAAAUAGUCAGCAUCUGUCAGACUUCGUAAUAACGGUGUGUUUUCUUCUUCUGGCGUAUAAAGGAUGCCUCCUCAACUAGUCGAUAAUAGAAAAUAUACUCUAUAAAUUGCAUGUGUCGCACCGGGAGGAGACGGGCCGCCAGUAAACAAACACAACUAACGUGAAAACAGUAAAACACGGUGGAUUUCCGAGGAGAAAAUCAUUGCCUAUUAGUUCAUCACUCUGAGGAGAGGAGGGUGGAUCUGCACAGCAUCAAAAGCCAAGGGAGGAUGCAUCCUAUGCACAGACUGCUGCAAUGAUAGCCCCAACAAAACAGCACAUUGCCGGAUCCGGUCCAAUUCGUUUCUCCUGUAAACCAGCUUGCUUGGCGAGGUCAGAUAACACCAACCUCAGUUUGCAUUUCUUCUCGUCCCACACUGCAACGUCUCUGUUAAAGCCAGGCUUCUUCUUGCUGUGUGUCCGUGAUUCCUGAAGUGUGCGUUUCUUCCCUUGUUUUUGCGGGGUAUUUUCCUCCAGCCGUUUUCAGCACCACGCCACUCGCAUCUCCAAAAAGUCCGGUGCGCCUAUAAAAACAUUUGCAUGAAUUUCCUUUAGUGGCGGAGCUCUGUUAGAAAUAGACGGGGAGGAGGGGUUAAAUUGAAAGAUUGGCUUUCCAUUACGUAAACACGUGGUUUCUGCGCCGUCAUUUCAGUGAUGCUCUCGGAAAUUUUUAUGAUCUGACUGAGACUAUUGUCCCAAGCCGAUUCCAGCUUGAUUUUCCAGGAGAUGACAGUGUCUGUGAAGUGGAUUUUUUUCUCUCUCUCUGCAGGAGGGCACGUGUGCACUGCACGUUAAACAGUCGACAUUUACAGCCCCCUGUCUUUGGACAGUUUCUGUGUCAUUUCUUUGCCCUCAGUUUCUUUUUUAAGUUGUUGCAUGUUGGUUCCAGAUGUGAAUUUGUGCCUUAAAACUCCUAAGUCACAGGUGUUAAGACUCACCUGUGUUAGCUUAGGGUGGGGGUUCUUCUCAAGUCACCUUUCUGGAGCAGGACUGCAGAUUAUAGAACAGCCUACAGGGCACUGCAACAGAUCACUCAAUCAAAAGCAGCUGCAGAAAAUUGAGUCCACUGAUUAUCAGCUGAAGCCAAUUAUCAGGCUGAUAUUUGGCUUCUGGCAGGUUAUCGGUAGGGGAGAGUGGGGUAAGAUGAGCCAUUUCUCAUAUUUCUGAUCACUACAUCAAGGCAAUCAUAGUUUUGUCUCUAACUAGUGUAUCUGCAUAUACUUCAAGAUGUUGUGCAUCCCUGCAAACCAACUGAAUGAGUGUAAACAUAACUGUCUUGAUAAUAUAGCAUGCCAAAAAAAGUGGUCUCCUAUGGUCAACUUACCACGUGUAUGGGGUAAGUUGAGCCGUAUCCCUACUACUCCCCCCACUCUCCACCCCAGCCCUCCUUCACCUUCUCUCUCCCUAAAUAACAGUCACUUCUUCACAUUCAUGUGUAUUUUUAUCUAUUAUACGCUUUUCAGCUGGUACAAUCAUUGUUUUUAUUAUUAUUGCAUAUAAACUGCUAAAAAGCUGUUUUGUAAAAAGCCAUUUUUACAUGAGAAUGUCUUUCAGUGAUUCAGAGCAUUCACAGCUGUAUUUUUGAAAAGAAAAAGUAAAACAUUUCAACAAUCUGAACUGAAACUCUGAUCCUCUCAUCAGAGUCUUUUACUUUCUCAGUUGAGCCACUGACUCAACUUACCCCUGAACUACUAUUAUGACUUUAUUAGUCCUCUGAGCUAAAAUGGUGGACUUUUAGGUUAGGUUUUUGACCUCAUGUUGUAGCUCAUAGAUACCACCAUUGACGUAUAAAACAAAAUUAAAAUGAUCUUUUUUGGUCUGAACACAAUUCUAAUAAAACUUAUGACAGACUAAAUUCACUUUCAAGAGUGAAAUUUUUUUUUGUAAAUAAAUGUCUAACCCCUUAACCCAUGUGCCUCUACAGACUCCAUGAAUUGAUGCCCAUCUCCUAAAUAUUUGGUCACAUGAUCAAUUUCUUUUACCAUUUCCAAGCAACAGGAGGUGGCUCAACUUACCCCACUCUCCCCUAUUGUCAUUUAUUUUGCCAAUUGCCGAUAAAGUUAGUGAAGUAAAAAAUUUGACUUUACCGCUGGUGUGUCUUUCCUUGAUGGUUUGUUUUCACUUGUCUCUUCUUGAACCCAUCCUGUAUUAUGUUAUUGUUCAUUAUUAUUAUCUCUAAGGAACAUUAUCUGUUGUUGGUCACUGCUUGUGUGGAUGACCACAGACCAGUACUUUAUAUCUAAAACUUUAUACCAUAGCUGUGUGGCCUUGUUAUUGCCCUUCAGGUGCAUGUGGGGUUCUUUUUUAUUGAAUAGAACUAAGUUAUUUUUUUGCCACCAAUUUUGUAGAUGCGUUUGAAAAAAAAAUCAAAAUUCAAUCAAAUCAGUCUCACGAUCCACUAAAAAUAGGUAUCAGUAUCAGCCCUGAAAAACCAAUAUCAGUCAGACAAAUGCUCUGAUCAUAAAAGUUUAUACACCAGAGUACUCAAAGGACUUUCAACAUCUUGUAAAACUAAUUUGGUCUUCCAGAAAAUAUAUAAUUGUCAGAGGGUUUAAAUGUCACAUCCAGAUGAUGUAUAUCUGCCUGGCACAGUAUUUGGAAGUAAUAUUGUAUGGCUACAUUAACUGGCUGUGUUUGUUUCCAUCACCCCAGAGGACCAGAGAGCAGUGAGUGAGUGUUGCUCAUGACAACUGUUAUUCCACUGUAGGACUACUUCCCUCCAAGGAUUGAAACAUUUUCCAUCACACACACCAAGGGAAGAAGAGGACACUGUGUUCCCCUGAUUAUGCCUGCCCUCAGCAGGUAGGCGUUGUGUUGGUGGUGCUGGGUGGGGGUGUUUUUGCUUCAACACGUGUAACAAGUGGUAUUCUUUUGCUGCUGUAUUGGUAGGUUAGCUGUGCUUACUAUUGAGGUCUGUCUGUGUGACGCCCCUCCCUGUGUAAAUGGCAAAAGUCACUUUGCCUGCCAGUGUUUGGAGGUUGACCCCAUUAACAAGUAUUAAUACUGGUGCACUUUGCCAGUAAGCCACCUCCUGUGGCCUGUAAUAUAAUACAGUACAAAUGACCUGCAUUAUGGCUUCAAUAAGAACAAAUGACUGAUCCAUACAAAGCAUUUCUACCCUCUUGCUCUAAUUUUGAGGCUAAUACUCAGAGAUAAAUCGUGAACUUUUUGCUCAUGCAGUGAUAGGCUCAAGAAAAAUACACAGACAGGAAACACUACAUUGAACAUCAUGUUGUUUUCAAUAUUUGACCAAAAUAAUGUUGAUGUUGGUAGAUAUUACCACAGAUUUAUCUAUAUCAGUUUGUUGUUAUUCUGUUUGUACUGGUAUGACAUUAUUUGAAUAAAAAGAGAGCAUGGAAAAUGAAUGUGAUCCUGCUCACCCUGUCAGGAUUCUAGUUUGCAUAAUCACCUGUUCACUAUACUAUGUUAAUCAUCUUGCUACCAACCAAAGACAUAAACAAGUUUACACAAAACAUGUAAUUAACAAUGUUUUUUUAAUUUAAAAACAGUUUGAUUUACAGCCUGACAAGUUAUUGCUUGCUGCCAUUGGUUUAGAGAACAGCAUGUUUGCAGAUUAAACACGAGAUCCAGAGUCAUCUUAACUGUACAUAUUGACUCACAAGUAAUUAAUGUUGUGGAUGGUUUCUUGUUAUUUGUGCAUCUGCUUCUCGUGCUUUUCUCUGUGAAACAAAAAGGUGAACACAAAAGGAUUCACUUAUCUCUUGGUUCUCUUUGUUCUUUGUCUCUUCACAACCCUACGCCAGCUUCAGUUUAGAGGGAAAAAAAGAAGACAAGGGCCUUAGGGCUGGCUGGUAUAAUGGUGAGGUAGUGGCUCAGUCAGGUGUGGCAUUUUGAGGCAUAGGGGUGUAGGUAGAAUGAAGACUUGAGAUUUGAGAUACAAAGCUCUUAUGAGGAGGAUUGUGGCAUUUAUAAAAUGGACUGAAAUUCAUAUUGAUGUCUUAUCAUGACAUACAAAACAAGACCACAAGUGACAACACUUAUGAUUUUUAUAUCCUAAUUUUAAUGCUUUAAACUCAGAGGGUAGGGUCAGCCAAGCGAUAGCCCCCUCUUUUAACUCUCUGGGGUCGCCCCCAGUUGACAAAAGCACUACCAACUGGCUAAUGGGACGUACGUUGAGCAAUGAAAACAUUGCCACUUUAACCGUUUGGUACCGUUUGUAUGCCAGACUUAUAUGUUUUUAUGUCCCUUCUUUUUCCGUUAAGGUUUUUUUUACCACUCAGCUUUCUACCAAAGCAUUUAUGCCAUUCACCUUCCGGAUUAAAGCCGGCAUGCCAACUCUGGCGCUUUAGCAGAUCGGUUAGGCUGGUUGCAGUCUGAAUGAGCUGUAGACAUGGAAGACAAAAUCAAUCCGAAAUGUCUAGGUAUGAUCAUCCAACCAUGAGGAGUUAGAAUUAGUGCAAUAUCAGUCAGACUAAUGCAAUAAUUUUUUUUUUUUUUUUGAACAACAUGUAAAUGUACUGAGUGAGAAUCAAAACCUCUUUUUUAAGAGUGUCCUGGCCAAGAUAGGCAACAGCACAGUUUACAAAGUUUCUGACCAAGAACAGCUGUCCACCCAAACAUAAACUUAUGAAUUAUAAAUUAAAAAAGCAAAAAAAUCCACUUAGAUGUCAGAGUCCAUAGUCCAUUUCUUUGUGAUUGUUGACAUAGAGAUGCACUGUCCCACUGUCGUUGCCCUGACAGGACAGGCUCUUGUUCCACUUUUCUGGGGAUUCCUCUCACACAUGCGCUCAGUUACUGUCAUCAUUUUCAGACUCUCAAGACCAGCUCGAGAUGGAAAAUAAUGUUUAUGCCACGUCUACCAAUUUGAAAUGCUGUUGGAAGCUUACUAUUUUGCCACAGUGUCAACAAGCAGAGGUGAAAUCAAUCUUUUCCAUGGAUUGACUCGGUAUGAUGUGUGUAGUCAGGUUGUCCUUGGCGUUACUUGUGCUGUGAAAAAGAGAGUACUCUGCAGCACGAGUAGUAGAAUAUUGCAGCAGAGCAGACAGUGGUUUCUAUUUGAACUGGUCAGCAGAUAUAUCAACGCAUAAUAUUGUUUCUUAUUUAAAAGUAGGCCUCUGAACUCCUUCACUUCAUUAAAGUAGUGUGAGAUCAGCAAAAAAUACAUGUAAAAAAAGAGAUCUAUUUUUAUUCACUCAUUUAAAAAAAACAACCUUGGCUUCUGUAUCAUCUGUGAAUCUUAACUUCUGAAUUCAGCAUCAGUAUCCGUCUGAGAAUCUUACACAAAUUGGGCUUCAAUUAUUUCACAAUAUCAUGCAAUUACAGGUGAAACUGAGAGUUUCUUUUGAGCAGCGUAACAAUGAGUGAGCAAAAGCCAAGAUUUGAGUAAACAAUAUUAACCACAGCGCAGUGAGCUUGAUCGGAGACUGGAGGGGUCAUUAGAGGAGUUGAGUUGUGUGUUCAUCUCUGAAUUACAGCAUUAAUCCACUUUAAUGACCUAGUUUUGUGGCGCCCAGGUCUUGUCAGUUGUCUGUGAUAACCGGUUCCUGGGGGACAUGGGCCACUUUGAAACAAAAUGUUUCCAGAUUGACUUUCUUCCCACGGCAUUCUAAUUUUGCUGUGUCACUGUUUAAAGGCCAACUGUAAAGAAUUCCUUAUUGAUUUCUAAGGGGAGGCUGUCAAUUUUUCAAUUACUGCACACGUUGUGUACCUGCUAACACAGUAAAGGUGCCAGAUGCACUCACAGAAAGCUGCAGAACACCCGCACACAGGAAUCACAGCUGAGGAGAGGGGUUAGAUGUAAUUAUUUAAGCAUUUCAGGUCUUACAUGUGUGAGCCGUGCUUCUUACAUGUGUCCUGUGAGGUCAGCUGGACUCAUUGUGGGAUGAUCACAGGCUGGAGCAGUGCUCUGCAGGCUCUCCAGCUCUCUCUCCCUCUCUCUGCAGAGGCCUCUCAUGUCAUCCUCUCUAUCGAUCUGUCUACAGUAAUGUAAAGUAUCAUAGCACCCUGGAGGAUAUCGCCUGACAAUUUUGUCAGAGAUCAUUAGAAUACUUCUUUUUGAUUGCCCUGGCUGCGGUCGGCGGAAAGUGGCUCCCCUGUGAGUUUUUAAAAGCCUGUUUUCUCCUGGUGGGGAAAAAAUAACUUGAUUUAAGAUGCACAGAGAUAAAUGGACUGGUUCCAGUUUCACUCAUAGUAUCUGUGGUUCUGACUGUACACAUUUUAAAGGCUCACACUUGUGGGAGUGUGAAGUAUGCAUGAAUUGUAUGUGUUAAAAUUUGGAGAUGAGAUUCAUAUAUUAUCUCAUGUAAUGAUGAUAAUAAUGAGUAGAUAUGAAAUCACUCAGGGUACUUUUAUUUUUUUCUUAGAGGCCCACUCUGAUGAAAAUCUUAUUUUUCUUGUUGUCAAUAUUUUCAUUUGGCAUUUUUCUGAUGCUAUAGGACACAUCAUGACCAAACUAAGUGCAAAAUUGCAUUUUUCAAUAUUUCUGAAUUCAAGUCUCUGUGAACCUCUGGCAGACCCAAACAGCAGGUUCAGACACAGUGGGAUUUUGUACGUCACAAGUCCAUGCUCCACCCCCGGCGCCCCACUCUGAGGGCCUGACCCUGAAAAGUAGAGAGGACACUGGCGGAAUGAGUGUGUGCGGUAGUGUAUUGCAAUCCCCGUAAGAAAGCUUAUCAUGGUAUUAACUUCCAUCAAGCCUCUAAAGACAUUAGUGCCUGAGAGCUGAAUAGUUCCUAUAUUACCUACCACUUCUAUUACCUCGGCAAUGUUAGGCUGCAAGCUUGCGUGAAGAGGAGGGUGCAGAGCGGUGCUGUCUCCGCCCACGACUCAGAGGCAAAUUGCUAAUGAGCUACUGGAGCUCUGCAGAAGUAAAGCCCUUGAAAAUGACACAGGUAACGCAAUUUGUUCUAAAAACUUUAUAAUCACAAUUUUAAGACCACUGAUAACACUUUUAGUAAAAAGAAAAGGAUCGAAGUGGGAUAUGAAGACAACAACUCGGGCGCAAAAUAUGGUUUAAUUGGAUUUUUGGUGAAAUUACCUUUAAGGUAGUGUGUGCAAUUCAGUGUUGUAGUCAAGUUACCAGUCGUUUCCCUGCAGCAGUGAGAUUACUGCACAUGUCUACUAAAGUCAAAAAUACAGACAAAAACACCCGCUGACAGUCACAACUGUAACUAACCGGACAUCUUGGACCGAGUGGUUACUAACCAUUUAGGCGGUGUUGCAAAAGGCUGCUUAUAAAUUGAAUAUUUCUGUCUGUUUUCUGCUUUCAAGUAAAAAAAAACAUAGGAAGGAGUUCAGCUGGAGCAACACAUAACUGCAUACACUUUAUUAAUGAACAAAAUCAACUUACUUGCUCUCAAUCAUUCAAUUCUGUCAAUGUCCUGCAUGUUAUUUUUACAUUACUAUGGAGUUCAUGCACUGCAGGUGUCCCAGCACAAUGUACUUUUAAUGAGCUCGAGGUCUGUUACUAGAAGUGUUAUUUUUCAGUUUGAAUGGAGAUAUUAAAAGGAAUUUAAUGAAGGUGAAAGGUGACAGUGAGUGUGAGAAACUGUGCUGAGAUAAGUGGAUUAUGUAAUAAUAUUAAUUAGUUACUUUGAAUAAUACAUGCCUUCACUGCACGUAUCAGUUGCUCAUUUUCAGGACUCUUGUUGAAUUAGAGUGGCUAUCACAGUGGGUUUGGUUUUCAUGUCCUGACACUUGUGUUUUUGCAUGAACUAAAAUGAAAAAGGGAGCAUGAAGAAGUACUUCUGUGAGUUGAACUAAGGCUUUAAUGUGCAUGACAAUUAAGGAAGUCAGAGAACUGCCUGUCAUAUGUUGAAACACUAUAACCUGUUUUAGAUGUCUCUCUCCUGUAAUUAAUGUGAAAAGCAUUACAAGUUUGACCUUUAAAUCGAUACCUAUGCAUCCAUAUGAGUGUCCAGGGGUAAACUGUUAUUCAUCUUGUAUGCAUCUGUAUACAUAUAUUACAUCCAGGUCAAAAUAGAGCAUUAAAAACCAUCCACUGCCCCGCAACCAGCAUGCCCAGAGCCAGCAUGUCCACCAAUCAGAGAGGGAGGGUGAGCAUUGUUUGGCACAGCUUAGAGCAAAUGUUAGCUUGCAAAUGAACAGCUGCUGGGAAGCCCAUCAACAAAGUCAUAACCAAAGACUUCACUGGAGCACAUUACAUCAAAACUUGCCAGUGUCAAACUAUUCAAACAGCUGCAAAGCUUCUUAUCAGGAAACUUUAUGAACAGAGUUUAAAUCUAGAUAGAAGUUUUGUAUGAAUGGGUAGAUGAGGUGGAUACCAGCUUUGUGGGCAGUUGAUGUGUCAAUCACAUAUUUCAACAGCAUCAAGCUUUUACUCACUGUCUGACACCGCUCUCUGGUACUUGGUUAAAAUGCAACACCAUAUGUGAUGUUUAGACAUGGGCUGCAAAACCUCUCCACUGCACCCACAUUUGUGACUAAUAGGGCAAAAGACCAAUAGCAUAAAUUGAGGAAUCCCACACACAUAAUAACCGACUCCUCUUUAAAUUCCAUUGUGACCAACAACAUUCAUUAUUUCAGAGAGAUAAGGGCAAUGACACUGGCCCAGUGUGAAUUCAGGCACUCUCCAUUGUACAGCAAGCCAGCCCACAUUCACUGAAUGCAGAGUGAUAUUUAUACUGUCCAAUUCAAUCUAUCAGGAUUACAAUGGAGUUUCAAAGCCUGGCCUGUAUACAUUUUCCUUUCUUUUAUUUAUUAUAGAUUUAUGGUAUUUUGUCGAUUAAAGCAACAGCUCAGCAGGCAGUAAAUUUGACAAAGCAAGUCUUAAAAUGACCCUUGAGAGUUAAUUCUCCGUUAUGGUUUUACUGACCAAAAAUAGUAAAAACAGAUACAACUAAGUUUAGCACUUUUUCUUGUGACUUAAGUUAAAAAUCAUACACAGUAUGCAAAGAUGAAGUACUUGAAAGCUCCCCAAAAGUUAGGUCAAAACAUUUUCAGCCCCCCUGCUGUCUGAUUGAAGUAUAGGUCAUAAGCUCUGCCUUCUUCGUGUUAACAGAUCAGACAUGGGUCAAACUGUACUGACACAUGUUAGUCAGUUUUUUCCCUGAAAUACAACUGGAAAGUGGUGUCGUCUCACAUUUUCAGGAUUAGCACUCAAAUGAUGUUAUAUGUUCACAAUGGUGGAUGGCAACACUCAUCUGUUAAAGGGAUUUUCCGGGCGUAAAAUUAAUUUAGGGUGUAACACAGAGAUAGACACCCCCUCGAGAGAAGAAUGUUGCUGACCGCUUGCUUCUCUAGUUAUACCAACAUUAGUAGUGACCGCAGAUAGCAAUACAGAGAGCCAAGCGCUCAACCAAAACGCCACUCUAUAGCCACAAAUAAUGCUCAGAACAGCACCUAACUUCAUCAACAGCACAUACAGGGUCUCAGCCACAGUACUAGCCUGUUUGUUUGUAACAGCUUGUUUGUAGCGAGACCUCGGGCCAGUCUGUCAUGGGUCGGUGAUGGACUACAGCAGGGGGGCGCAGCUCAAGGAAGAACAUCUAUGAUCACAAACAAGCGGCUACUGGAAGAGAGUGGGUGAUUUGUGUUUAGUCUCUUUGCUAAAGAAAUCAGGCAAAGUUAAAAAGAUGUUUGGUGGCUAGUGCUAUGGCUGGGACCCUAUAUGUACUGUUGAUGAAGUUAGGUGCUGUUCUGAGCAUUAUUUGUGGCUAUAGAGUGGCGUUUUGGUUGAGGUUCGUGUAUAACUCCUCAGACUGCUGUGUAUUGCUGUCGUGCGGUCGUUACUAAAGUUGGUAUAACUAGAGAAUCAAGCAGUUGGCGACAUUAAUCUCUCGAGGGGGUGUCUAACUCUGUGUUACGGUGUGUUUGACCCCAAAUUAAUUUUAUGCCAGAAUAUCCCUUUAAGGAGGUGUACCACAAAUAGCUGAGACAAGCUGUCGCUCACAACUACAGUGCCAUGAGGACGAAAGAUGCAGAGACACAGUGAUUUCCUGGAGGUGCCUCUAAAGUAAGCUGAAGUACUCAACAUGAGGUCAGUUAUAAUGCAGAUUAUAAGAGAACAAUUAUCAAUGCAUAGAAAAGAGAUAAAACAACUUACCAAGUCGGUAAGAAGAGGGCAGAGAGCAGCAGAGAGUGUCAUGUCUGAAAAUGGCGAGCCAAAAAGAAUGAGUAUAGAUACAGUCAGCAUCAUGUUAUAGUUGUGGGCAAAGCACCACAUAUUUCACACUUCAACACAAUUGCUAACAAGCUGUCAUGUUCUAAAUCCAGUCAUUACUUUUAGUUUACUGUGAUGGAUGAAUAGAUAAAUGGUCCCACUCUUUGAUGGCCUAAAGUGUCAUUCCUGGAUAUCUUUUGCUGCCUGUUGAAUGACCUGGUAACACUGUUUGAAUUAUGUAAACAUAUCGUUGAAGUUACCAGAGUACUGAAGAAAUAGCUCAUCCUCACGCUCUGAGCUUCAGCUGGUGGGAUACAAUUUUUGAAGUUUGCUUUUUAAAGAUUUUUAAAAGGUAAAAUUUUUAAAUAGUCGUAAAUACAGGAAGCUGACCUGUAAUCAGUCUCAUAUUUAGAAAUUGAUUUUUGAUUUAACUGUCAUGUCAUCAAGCGUCCUCCCAGAAUGCUUCGUUUUCUACUGUUGAAUGAAUCAGUUGUUGUGUGUUUCAACCUCAUGUCUGCAGUUUCUGUGUGUUUGACAAGUCUAUCCUCCUUUGAUUAAAAAAACACGAACUCAGAGAACUCAAAGAUCAGACACGGUUGUAGUGCAGUCUAACAGCGUGGUCUUCGUGUUGAGACAUCUGUUACAAAGGCUUGCGGUUAAAAGAUCGAUACAGCAUUUUGAUGCGGGGCAGGGUAAGAGGUACAUUCACCGAAGAGUCAUGAGGAGAGGCCACAGUCUAACGAUGUGAGUGAUAAAUGCUGCAGCGCUCCCUCUCAUACCAAGCAUCGCUCAGUCCUGACUCUCUCUGCCCUUUCUCCUCCACACCCCCUUCUAAGGUUUACCCUAAAGAAUAAACACUCAUGUCCUAAUGAAAUCCAAGGCCCAAAAUAGUCUUCUCUUAGUCACAGCCCAUCAUCAUGCUAAGAGUUUCCUGACCCUGAAAGACAACCAGGGCCACAUGUGACUUUUUUUUACCUAGGAUAUUUUUAAUCAAACAUUACCCUGCACUUAUUCUCGGAAUUCAGACUUGGAAUUCUGACUUGAACCUUAAAAUUAUGUUUUAUUUUUCAGUGGAAUUCGUAAACGGACAAUCUCGUAAAUCUUGGUUCCAAUACAAAAAUUUUGAGUUCCCUUUUUUUUCUGUGGUCUAGCUUUAAACUCAAUAUUUUUGUAUAAGGAUUGGAUUUCUGGGAAUUCAAUCCAACAUUGUUUUUUUGCUCAAACCAUACCUCAGGAUUGACUGACUCAAACGCUCCUGUGUGAAACCGUCUGUUAGUGUCAGUUCUGGCGCCCCCUUUAGACAAAGUAAUAUCCAUUAUCUCUCUACUAGAUUUGACUUGUAUGUGCGUCAGUAAUGUUUUCUAACCUGUAAUGGUGUAUUUUGACAGACAGAUGUGAAUAUUUGCUGUGAAAGUCACCUACCCCCUUGCACCAGUUACAGACAUUUAAAAUUACAAACUUAAAUUACAACAAUCCCAUUGUUGAUGGUUUUGUUUUUUUUCAGUUUUCAACACUUUAUGAAGUGAGAUGUGUGAUGAAUCUUUGGUUUGUGUUCAUAUUUGUGUAACUUGAAGCUUCGAUGUGAGGUGGUUGGAUAACUCUAAUGAUAAGAAACAGCAGGAUGGAGACAGGUAACCUUCUUAACAGCACUUUUCAGCUGCAUCGCCAUAACAACAACUUCUUUGACAACCUUAAUUACAUGUCACAGUACUAACCAAUCAAGGGCUAGGAACUCAAGGUUCAUUUGAAAGAACCACAGCAACUUCUUUACAUCUUGAGGAUGUUUCCAACAUUGAAUCUGAGCUCCUGAAGGUAACAUAUUUAGCCCACUGGUCCUUUGGUAAUCUUACUUUUUCACCAAAAUUUACACCAAGAAUUCUUAGUUUUUAAAUAUCUCUGUCUUUUAAAUCAAAUUCUGGUAAAAACUCGGGUUUAUGGCUUGUGAAAAGUCCAAUUUAUUUAGUUUCAAUUAAAAAAACAACAACCAAGAAAUCAAGGCCUAAAUUGGUGAUUUUUCUUCAUAUUCUUACUCUUUUCUAAUACAUCCUGUGUGUAAACUUAUUAUUCUGACUUUACCUUCUGCCUUUGCCUUUGUACAAGUUUCUUUACAACCAGCCUCUAAAUAGCCAGUGAUAACCACUGCUCUGCUGUAUGUGGCUGUGACAGUCCAGUUACGUAGUCUAGCUCAUGAAGCCACAGUUAACCCCCAACAUACAGCCAUGUGCUGUCAUGUGAUUGAUUGUUUCCUGCAGUGCCAAUAGGAUAAUCAAUAUUUCAGCUUUUUUGCUCCCUGUUCAGCCAGUGAUCUGUCGUUCUGCUUUGCUCUGUGCACUAUCUUUAUCCUGAACAUCUUGUUCAUACGCUGUAGAGGAAGACGCUGUUACAGGGAGGAUGGAAGACUUUCUCUUACUACUGGUACCAGAAUAAAACACAACAAGUAGGAGGACUAAACAUGUGAUACUCUCGGGUUAUUUUAAGUGUAAGGCUUGAGGUGGUUGUUUCCUCAAACACUAGUUUACUUCAUGCACUAUUUGCAAAAGCCUGACUCCAUGUGAGUGGAAACAACAGAGCUAACUCAUUUAGGAGCAGAAAUUUGACAGCUAGGUCAAUAAUACUUCUUUUUCAAACUUCUUUUUUGAACUACUUCAGUUGUGCACACAGAGAAGAUGAGUGAUGAUAUUGAAAAUACAACUGUCAUACCAAGUGUCCAUAUGAUGUUUUUCCCACAUAGUUCCUGGAGCUUUAGUUGAAAUUGAAAUAAAAUAUUUCAUAUACGUAUAUGUUGCAUGUCUAUUUAUAACAACCCUGCACCUACGCGUUUCUUUCAUUGUGAGAUGUGAAGCCACAGUACAACCUUGAUGGCCACUGAUGCAUUGGUCUGGUGGAGCCAAUCUAUGUGCAGAAGCAAUGACCAGUGGACCAGCAAGACUAUAGACGUCACUCAAUUAGUUUUGAGGUCUACCAACAGCGGACGCCACAGUCAACCUAACUGUUUGAGGCGGACUUUAAUCAUCAGCUGUGUCUCGAAACCUUAACAUCUUCAAAACUUACUGAUACAUCAUCAUCCAUUUCUGAUGGUGUUCAGAGUUAUGUUUUAUUCACAUCACCGCCCCAUGACAGAAACUUCUAAGAAAGAAAGACACAUCUAUUCCUGUGUACUAUUCUGUGUUACAUGUUAUUCACAAACAGCCCUUCUUCCACUACCCCUUACAGUGAACAAGCCAACAACACACUGUGACUUUUUUAGAAAAAAGCUGAUAAUGUCCAUAUCAGUUUAUUGUGACCGCCCAAUUUUAAAAUUGGACAUGGACAAUUAGCAUUACAGAAAACUUGAUGACUCUUAUGUCAGUGUCCGUUACAUUUUCUCUACACCGAUAAUUCAGUAAAAGUCACUGUAAGAACAUACGUCAACAGAGCUGUCAAUCAUUCGACUUUUCAACCUCAAAAUAAUAUAUUAAAACUUAGCAAAAAAUACACAUUUAGAGAUAAAUUAGCUUGAUAAGAACUAUAAUUAUAGAUUCUGUCAAAAAGAAAAAGUUAACUAAAGUGUAUUUUGGUCUUACUGCUCCACCUGCUCACAUAAGGAAGGUAAGGUUAUACUGCAGCAAGUCAGCAGGGGGAGCUCCAAACAUUUUUGGUUUCACAGUACAUGAACACUUAUGAUGUGCAUAUAAGUAAACAGACUGUGGCUGAUAUACUCAAAAAUAACUUAAUAUUAUCCUGCAUUUCUUGAUUGGUUGUUUGGCUGUUUUUGUAUCAUGUUGUGCACAAAAGCUUCUUCUUCAUCUGCAGUUUUUUAUCUUCUACAUUUACCAUUUUAUUUUCUUUGUCUUAAGUUUCUUCUCUGACUUUUUUAUCUUCCUUGUAUUCUUCUACUUCUCUUUCUUCUUUUUUUCACUUUGUUUCAUUAGUUUUUUUGCUCCUCCUCUUCUUUUUUUAUUUACCUUUGACAUGAGGGGAAUGUGUGUGAAGGUAACCUUGCCGUGCUUUUCAAACUCUAGCUUUAUGCUUCCAUAUACAUGCAUCAUUUAUGUUUAGAAAUGUGUUGUGCGCAGACUCAUAAUGUACAGUUACAAACAAAACAAAAUGUUUGAAUCAUUUACAAAUUUAAAGAUGGACCAGGAGUGGGUCGGAUCACACCUUCAAAAAAAAAACACCUGCUACUAAAUAACAAAACUCCUUUUUCAUGCAUGUUUUAAAUCAAGAUACAGGAACGAGGGACUUUGCCAGUAACCAGGAAGCUGAGAUGCCAAGGAGAGGUGAAGUUGCCAGGGGUAACAGGAGAACAUUUAUAGUUAUGAAAAAAAAAAAAUCCAGGUUACAUUUAAAAGAAGUCUGAGCAGUCUGCUCCUGUGUUAGCUCAGUGCUUCCGAUUAGUUCUGCAUGUGACUCGCUUAAUUUGUUAUCCUCAUAACUCAUUCCACUGUUACGUAACAGCACUGUGGGUCUUUUUUAACUUGUAAAGACGGCAUCUUCCAUUAUUCAUAUGCUUUCAUAGCACUGAUCUAUCUGGGAUAUAGGCCUGUAUGGGUUUGAGAAAUAAAAUGGGACAAACUUCCUGCGUUCAGGAGGAAGUGCAGCAUACAUGUGCACCAAACUGUCGUCAAAAGAGCCACUUUUAGAGGGAUAAAGCCUAUUUCCGAGUCAAAGCACCCAUCCCUCCGCAGCACCACGGCAUUAAUGGAGCAGUGGGGCUGAGGGUAUAGUGCCUCAGAGUCGUUACCUAUUCUACCAUCCAUUAGCUGAAAAUUGUGUUGACUUUGAAAGUACUUUCUAUAAAUCAAGUGAGAAGGGUUUUCAGAAUUUGUUAGAGUUAAGGUUUCGUCACGGCUAACCAGGGGAUAAGUUGGAAGUGGGUUUUUCUUGUUCAGAGGAAGAAGCAGUGAGUAACUCUGCCGUGUUAAAUCCAUAUAUGACGUGUGUUUUCUACAUUUUCUGGUAUGAACUCAUUUUACGUACAGCAUCUGCUACAAUACUAUAAAAGAUACUAAACACGGUCAACUCAGGGAUGAGAAAGUAAUGUCAAAAGAGAUGAGCAAUGUGUUUCCACCACCUCCCACUGUAACUGAUAGUAAAAUACCACUUAGAACAGUCACGAUGUCUUCCACAUUUGGAGUCAGAGUCUGCAUAGUAGGAAUGAACAGGCCCAAGCAGGAUAUAUCUUUCCUGUCCUGCAUCCUACCACAAAGAGCACACAUUUAAGAGAAACUCCCUCAGUAAAGUCUGCAGCAGAACUGAUCUUUGUGUUGGUUUGAUGCACAAACUCCCAUUUUUAAAAGUUUUAGUGACUUUUAUAUAAAUGUUGAUAAAGGAUUCUUGUCUGAAUCCACUACCUUGCCUAAAGCUACUGUGAGGAACUUCAGUUUUGUACUUAAAGCGGUGUUUAUUAGCUACAUAGACUUGUUUUACAUCAUUUUUUAACUGAAGAAUAAUAUUUUGUAUACUGUGUGUGUGGACACGUUGUCACUUUGCUGUCACAUACAAAGUGUGAUGUUGUUGUCUGGUAUAACUGACAAUGCCGUCAACAACAAGGUAAACUGAACAGGCCAUUGGUUUCCUAUAUAGUCUGUGGUUUAUGCUCUAAAAAUGGUGCUUCAUCGGAUUUAAUCUAAUAAAUGAUCACAGAGGAUAGAGCUUAUAAGGCAGACAAGACACCUCUUUUUGGCUGUAAAUGUCCUGGUUUUCUUACAGUGCAUUACUUUGGCAGCCUGAUGAUCAAAUCUGAUUAAUUUAUUCAGCAAACCAACUGAAUAAAUUAAUCAGAUCUUAUCAAAAUCAUAGUUUGCCAUAUUUCUGGGGUGGCCUCAAAAGAAGAAAAAAAAGAGAAAGUCUUCCUUUCACAAUCUGAACUCCCUGAUUGUGGGUGCCAACAAGCAAGUGUGAUGCAGCCACCUCCUCACAGCAUCCUCCCAUGGGAUCUGUUACCGUAGUCACUUUCCAUUACACAGAUCUAAAAACGAACUCAAUCCCCACCCUGGAGAAAAGCUCCAACUCCACCUGCUGAUGUCACCGUGUUUCAGGCCCCAGGUACAGAUGGGAAAAAUAAAAUAUGAGCUCUGAGGGAACUCCUGAUAUUUGUCUCAAUCAGCAGUGACAGUGCUGCUCGCAGGGGAGGUGUGUUCCUGUUCCUGGAACACAGACACACAAUUGUUAAAAACCAAAGACUGUUUGAUUGGACAACAACCUCAUUUCCACAAUAGUGGCAAAUGUAGAUGAUGGUCAAAAUGAAAUUUGAUGGUCAUGGAAAUCAUGUAAAUCCAGUACAAACCAAUUUAAAUUCUCUCUAUCUCUCCCCAUAUAUACAGUAUAUAUACGUAUAUGUUCAUGGUUAAUUGCCUGGUCUAAUACCAGGUGGCAGCAUUUAUAAGCAUAGAAAGAACCAGUCCUCUUACUUAAGAGUCUUUUCAGCUUCAAUGGUCAAAUCAAGGUGUUAGAAUUUAUUUUGGUGACCAGAUUUCAUAGUCAGAUAAUGCCUCUUUACAGGAGCUUUAACCACUUCCAAUAUUUAAGUUUAUGUCUUUAUCUUUAAAAGAUACAUUUUAAUUACUUCUCAAAUAUAAUAAUAAUAAUAAUAAUAAUAAUAAUAAUAGAUUUUAUUUGUAAGAUUUUAUUUGAAAGACAAAUCUCAAAGUACGCAUUUCUGCUUCAAAAGUCUGGACUUGUGUUCAUGCACACAUUGUUUAUAUGUCUAUCAGCUCCUCUGUACCCCACCUGUCCCAAAGAGAGUAUCUUCCUUUGUUUUUAUUCCCACACCAGUGCAAUGGAAGAUCCACCUGUGAGACUCUACUGGAACAGUUUGCUUCCCCUGCUGUUUUGAACAUAAAAACAAGACUAAUUAUCUUAAAUGCAUCAUUACCUCCUUUGUAAAUGAUGGUGACACUGUUGGGGCAAAACAAAUGUUUGACUUUUUUGUGGGGUUUUUUUUUAUUAUUAUUUUUUAACCACAAUUAACCAGACGAAGAGAUUUUCACGUGCAUGUUGUUAUUAGAGAUACAGAGUAUAUAUUCUCAAGGGUUUCCCUUUAUUUGAAUACAUUUGAGAAGUUGCAUUAUGAAACAUGGAUGCCCCUUAGUAUCAGUCUCCAUUUUAUCUCCUGUGUAUAUGCCACACUUCCAAGCUGCACGUCUCCUCCUUUACAAUGAAGUAGCAAAUUGGACUGGAAACGUUUUAUUGUCUAUAAUUCAUUCAUGAGAGCUUCUUUAUGCACAGAGAUAUGACCGUGCUGGGGGACACAAUUAAUUUGCUUGUAUUGGGAGAUGUCAAACGUGAAGAAUCACUUUUUGUUUUACAGCUGCAGCUUUAUAUACCUGGUUUGUCUGGCAUCAUACUUGCAAAGUCAUACCUGUGUAAUUGCUUGCCUGCAUUGCGUCAAUGUCAUAUGUGGGUGUUUCAUAUUGAGUUUAUUUGACCAGUUCUCAAGGGUCAACUGAGUCUUUUAUUGCUUUAAUUUGGUUUAUCAUGCUGGGUUUGAAAGUGUAACAAAAUGUUCACUUUCAGUUUAGUCUAUUUCAGUUUUCAUGAGUGCCUUGGUUGUUCAUCCUGGAGUGGGAUUUGAAUUAUUAACAAAUGCACCAUAAACCAUCCUAACCAUCUGUAACCACUAGGGGGGAGUAUUGUGACUUAAAUGUUCAUUCAUGAAGUCAAACCAGCUCAAUGGGACUCAUUCAACAAACCCUUGCUGAUUUGUUCAACUGUGUCAUUUAAACCCCAACAUUAAAUAGGCAACCUUACAUGAUAACAUAACUUAAUAUGAUUUUGCAGCAAUUCAUAAAGCAGUGUGGGCUUUUGUUGAGCUUUGUUUGUUUACUUUCCUUUUACAUAUUGGAGGCUUUAAUAAUCUAAUACUACUCAAUUAUAGUUUGGUUAAUAAUAGUAGAUUCUCUGUGUAUCUCCCUUAGUUUAUAUUCAGUUUGAAUGUUGAAGGUGUCCAGGUGAUUGUUACCAUGGCUGUUGUUUGUAUGCCUCAGUAAAGGAGAAUACAGUAGCCUGCCUGACCUUGACCUCUUUAAUAAUGCUUUUCAUUAUCACAUGCUAUACUAAACGGCUAUUAUCUACUGUUAUUGUACAUUCAAUGUCUUUUGCUCUUUUGUAUGUAGAAGUUCAGAGUGUUUUAUCACCAUGAAUAGGAACGACUAUUACUGCUGAAACAAAUAAUUACAAACAAGUCAUAACAAUAUACCUCAACAAUAAUGAAUAAUUGACAAUUACACAUUCAGUUAUACAUAUGCAUUUACAUGUAUCUUAUCAAAUUAAAAUUCAACUUUAUUUUUAUGGCACUCACGGAGGCUAAAAACAUUAAUGACCAACAAUAAAACCUGAACCUCCCAUUUACGUUCUUUUGUAAAUAUAUAAACAAAUUGUUUUGAAAUGAUCAAAUAUAGAAAAUUAUAAAGGAAAAUAUUUACACACAUGUUAAACUACUUGAUAGUCUUAAAAAGUGUCAGGCAGAUAUGUUGUUGACAAUAUUUUAAAUUGAAGUUGACUUUAAAAGCUUUAGUUUGUAAAAAUAAUUUGAUAGGAUGAUAAUAAUGGGACUUGGCACUGUCCUAUCAUCCUUUCUGUAUCAAAAUGGCGUGAGGAAAUGUCUAACUCUCACUCAGUUUCUAUUCCUGUUCAUUUUCGGCUUUGAGCUCCUGGGAAUCGGUGUCUUCACACAGUGCCUCAUUUCUCAGUCCCUCCCCACGAGCUCCCCACUAAUUAGCCGCAUGCACGCUCGGCCUGUGCGCGUGCCCCAGCGAAAAACUGGCCAAACAAGCACAUCGUUUGAAAGCGUACAGUCUAUGUUGAAAACCUUUCAUUCAUCUCCAGCUGCUGUCAUGGUUACCGGGUACGGCAGACAUUAAACAGACUGCGGUGACUGAGCUGGACGCUUCGGAGCAUCAACACCACCAUCGACCAAUGACGAGUCCUGCUAGGAACAAGACAGGGGGGCCACAGUCUGCAAGGUGAGUCAGAUGGACCGGGUUAGAUUAAAUGACUACUGUUUAGUUUAACGUGAUGAUUAACCGCAACACUGGAGAUUAUGUGUUAUUUGAAUGGGGGAUAACUGAAUUUGAACUUAUGGUAGCUAACUUGUAUUUGAGUCUUGACAGGACCUCGAGGACACAUCUGGCAUAUCAGCCCGUGCUCCCCUGUGCAAACAAAUAUCUGCAGUAUCGAUGGGACAAGGCUUCAUAUGACUUACACAGGGAGAAGGUUAGCCUGUACUAAGAAACAUAUCUGAUCGGAGGGAGUGGGGUAAGUUGAGCCAAAGGGUAAAUUGAGCCACCCCCUGUUGCUUGGAAAGAAAUUGAUCACGUGACCAAAUAUUUAGGAGAUGGGCAUCAAUUCAUGGAGUCUGUGCAGGUUAGAAGCACAUGGGUGAAGGGGUUAGACAUUUAUUUCCAAAAAAAAAAAACAUUUUUCACUCUUGAAAGUGAAUUUAGUCUGUUAUAAGUUUUAUAAGAAUUGUGUUCAGACCAAAAAAGAUCAUUUUAAUUUUGUUUUAUACAUCAAUUGUGGUAUCUAUGAGCUUCAACAUCAGGUCAAAAACCUAACAUAAAAGUCCACCAUUUUUGCUUAGAGGACUAAUAAAGUCAUAAUAGUAGUUCAGGGGUAAGUUGAGCCAGUGUCUCGACUGAGAAAGUAAAGAAGUCUGAUGAGAGGAUCAGAGUUUGGUUUGCAGGGAUGCACAACAUCUUGAAAUAUAUGCAGAUACACUAGUUAGAGACAAAACUAUGAUUGCCUUGAUGUAGUGAUCUGAAAUAUGAGAAAUGGCUCAUCUUACCCAACUCUCCCCUACUGCUCGAGUAAAUCAUAACAUUAACAUAUCAUGUCAUCUUUGUGAAUCAUAAUUUUACAACUUGUGCCCACAAAAUAAUUUUAUCAAGUGCAAAAGAAAGUAAAUUAAGUGCACAUUAUUCAAAAAUUUAUCUUUUUUGGGACCUUAGGCGUCUGUAAGAACAAUCAGUAAGUGUGUUUAAAAAAGUCACCAUUUUCAAUGCUGUACGUUUCCUCCCACUUCAGGUAAAGUCGAUAAAAUCAGUGAUAAAGAUUCCUCCGCUGAAGACCUAUGUUCACGAGGCUCAUGGGCUGAUGAAGCAGAGGGUUUGUUUGUUUUCUUCUUGUUUUUGGCUCUACUUAUGUUAUACACGUAGCAUGUUUUGUGUUUAAACAAUGCAGGGGGACAAAAAUAUAUAAAAUAACUGACUAUUAAAAAAAUUUCUCCCCAUUUUUUGGUGCAAUUUUCCCUAUAACAUGCUACAGUAAUGUACGGUAUUCAAACAUCUUUAGUGGAGUUUUAUUUGGUUAAAAGUCUAUUACCGUGGAACUUAUUUGCACUUAAAGAAUACCUCUUUCAAUCAAAUAAAUUUCAUCAAACUAACUGUAUAAAAUGCGGCACUUCAGAUUUUUACUUCAAGAGUGUUACAGGACCUUACUGUGAGUUAUUAACAUUCAUUUUGUUUGUUAUUGCUUUACGCUUUUAAAGGAGAGGAUAAGUAAGAUUGAGAGGGAGAACAGUAUUAUUUCCGAUAAAAUCUCCCACAUCAAGAAGACAACUGGAGGGGUCGACAACUGGAAUUAUUACACCAAAAUCAGGUUGGUUGAAAUUCAAGUAAACAACAUGUUGAAUUGCUAAGAAAACACAAUUCUGAAGCUUGUUUCGGUUUUUCAUCUCAGCCCCAAUAAGGAGAAAAAACAACAAGAGCAGCUCUGUAUUAAUAAAGAGAAUCAGAAGAUGCUGUCCCGCCUGAACCACUGCAGACCAACCUAUGAUGUUGGGAGCUGGCUGAAAGACUGGCACAAACAUCUCAAGCUGAUAGACAGCAUUUCACGUUACCCCAGAGGAAGCGCAAAUCAGCUGAAGAAGGUCAUCUCUUUUUGAGUAGAGUAACUUGCUGCUGUUAUUUUAGAACCAAAAUUAUGUCUAACCUCUUAAAUGAUCUGCACUUUUACAAAUGAGUUUAUCAUGUGUGCAGGGACAGGAGAAAUCCACAAAGGAGUCCAGUGUUUGUCAUAAUGCUCAAAAGAUCUGUCAAGACGCAGCCGCUCACAGCACUACAAGCAUGUCUGAGAAAAAGGAAGAGAGGGGAGGUGGCGAUGGGGGAGUUUCAAAAGCAGAGAUCCCUGAGUAACCUACCCACCCCAGCAACACCAUUCAAGUUACAACCAAUAAAGCCCCUCAAGCAUCUCUUAAGCGUCUCCCUAAUGGAUGUGAAAUGCCCAACACUCCUCUCACACCUGCAUCACACCAAGCAGAGACUGCAAGUCCAGCAUAAUACCUGUAAUUUUGUCAAUUUUGUGUUUUCUGCACACAAAAGGAGCUCUCUCUGAGGCCUUAAAAGAGCCAUCCUUGUCACUUGAGAGUAACCUAUUUCUUGGAGAUUAGCCUUUUUAGGAACUUUUGUGUUUAUUUUGGUGCCCCAUGUGAGUAAACGUAAACAUCCUUUAAAGCAUUGUUGUAUUGUCUUGUACAUGCCAAGGUGUUUUUUUCUGCCCCCCCCCCCCCCCCAAAAAAAAAAAAAAAAAGAUGUAUUGUGCUGUCUUUCAAAGGUCAAAUAUGUUGCUUAUUGUGGAUAUUUACUGUUUAAAAAAUCUGUAACCAUGCUUCUUUAGCUUGCUCUCAAUAAUCUGAUUUGAUUCCUACCCCUUUGCAGGGUAAAAUAAUGUUAAAAAAAAUAAUGUACCUAUUAUCAGUCUU
Messenger RNA from Xyrichtys novacula (pearly razorfish), 23463 nucleotides. The record is from the annotation of a GenBank genome assembly. Lineage: Eukaryota; Metazoa; Chordata; Actinopteri; Labriformes; Labridae.